Messenger RNA from Lotus japonicus, 639 nucleotides. Its product is annotated as photosystem I subunit O. Bases 93 to 518 code for a protein of 141 amino acids. The record is from RefSeq and is a predicted model, not a curated record. NCBI's taxonomy places the organism in Eukaryota, Viridiplantae, Streptophyta, Magnoliopsida, Fabales, Fabaceae. The transcript has 4 exons.
UUACAUUACAUGUUGUAAAAAACAACAAUAAUUGGAACCAGAAAACUGUCAGCAUUCUCUCUCAAACCCCGAAUCCUGAGAUCAGAGUCAAUAUGGCAACCACCUUUGCAACCGUCGCAGGACUCGGUGGCGCGUCACUGUCACCCGCCUCCUCACGUCUCACCUCAGAUUUUGUGAAAUCACCAGUGAGUGCGAGGAAUCCUUUGAGGCAAGCUGUGGCAAUGGGAAAUGGUGGGAGGGUGAAGUGCUUCGAGAGGAAUUGGCUGCGGACAGAUUUCAAUGUGAUCGGGUUUGGGUUGAUUGGUUGGAUAGCACCGUCAAGCAUACCGGCUAUCGACGGUAAAAGUCUAACAGGGCUUUUCUUUGAUAGCAUUGGAACUGAGCUUGCUCACUUCCCUUCUCCUCCUGCUCUUGAUUCACAGUUUUGGUUAUGGCUGGUUACGUGGCACCUGGGGCUGUUCAUUGUCCUCACUUUUGGGCAAAUUGGUUUCAAGGGAAGGACUGAUGAGUACUUUUGAAUUAAUCAACAUGUUAUUGUUUCAUGUAUAACAACUCUUGCUACCUUUUCCUUCUUACUAGGAAAUAUCUGUGUAAUAUCACCUUCAUGAUGUUGUAUAUUAUUAUUGUACUUGUCCCUCA